AGUCGGGCAGAGGCAUCAUCUCACAUUGUUUCUCCCAGCAUCUAGCUAGGGACUCCCUGAGGCAGAGGUAGUUUCUGUGUGCGUAACUUUUAAUUAGUUUCUCUGACAUCAACUUGUGCAUUGACUCUGGAAGGUACAUGAACUAUCUGGAGAAACCUCCCACUUCGGACUGGUGCCUGCACCUGAUAAAAACAAACAAUAUGUGAAAUCACAAACUCUAGUGCAUCCAUUUGCAGUAGACAGGAAAAAUCAAUCUCCAUCCAUGGCCGCAGGCCUGGAAGCACAACGCAGACAGGUCUGAGGUGCAGCAAACGUGGUUGCUGCCAGAAACCUGGUGUGUAGUGGGAAACCCACCAGCUGAACAAAAAUCCUGCCUUUUCCUGUGUGGAUUACAAUAUAUGCAAUUUACAGAACUGGUUUAUGCUGCAAUAUUAUGCAAAACCCCCCAAUAUUGUCCAUUAUUAUUCACACCAGUUUAUUUUUAUCCCACUGUCGAAAAACGGCCAAAACAGUGGAGUCCUUGAGUGCUUGGAUCCCCAUCAUCACUGAAGGGAAUCACGGAACCGUCUCAAGUUUUCGGAGACUCUCACACGUACUGUAACGCAGGCGGUUAAAAAAAGAUCAGGCCAUUAAAAAAAGAUCAGGCCAAGUGCAUUAUUCUUUUUGUGAGGGGCCUCGUCGGACAGCAGGUAAACGAGCCAGGCCUCGGCGCCUGCACAGCGCCGCGCCGAGCAGGCCGCAGCCAAGCCCUCGGUGCCAGCCCCGCUCCCCGCAGACCAUCACCCCGCAAACUCCCCCGCAGGCUCACAGCCCGGCCGCCACCACCGCCCCGGGGCCGCCGUUCCGAGAGGCGCCCGGCGGCCGCCUCACGCCGCGCCCAGCGCCGCCGCGGCCGUUAGCUCACGUGACGGCGGGCGGAGGCGCCGCCGGUCCGCCCCCCUCCCCGCGGAAGGGAGGAAGAGAUUAUGGCACAGGCUCAAGGUUUGGGGAAGAGAUACGUUAAAGCCUUUUUUAAAGGCUUCUUUGUUGCUGUUCCAGUAACGGUGACUUUCCUGGACAGAGUUGCCUGCGUAGCACGGGUGGAAGGAGCAUCAAUGCAGCCUUCUUUGAAUCCUGGGGGAAGACAAGCAUCUGAUGUAGUGCUCUUAAACCACUGGAGCAUUCGAAAUUAUGAUGUACAACGUGGGGACAUUGUAUCAUUGGUGUUGGUGACCAUGUACUGGUUUGGGAUUUGCCUUUUGUACCCUUUAGGAGCUGACGGUGAUUGUGAUCGUUUGUUGUUCCAUCCUAUCCUGCUUCUCUGAGCCUUUAGGAGAGAGGAAUAGUAUCUCUACUCAAAUGGAAGGCAGCAGUUCUCAUCUCUGAUGGUAGGCACCCACUCUUCUGUAAAAGAGAAUUUAUACUUUGCGCAAUACCGUCCCGAACAAGAGACUGUGGAUAUCAAAGAUCUUGAAAGUAUGGUCUGAAAGAAACAAAAGACAUAAACAUAUUUCUUACAAUAUUAAUUGUGUGUUUCCAGGCAUUAUUGGAGCUCAAGAUAAAUCAUUCUAUGUUAUCUUAUUUGCUGAGCCUUUUCAGAGCAAGUUUUGCCGGUGGCAAUCACUAUUCAAAUAAUUAGAAGUUUUUCUUAGCUGAUGUAUUAGAGGCAACGACAUUCAGAUCAUUAACGAUGGGAUCCGUCUUAAGUAGCUCUAGACAUCUAGAAGCAGUCAUCUGGGCUCCUGUAAUACUCAACAGAAAGGAAAUACCACCUUCAGUGGUUAAUUCAUCACCCUGUAAGAUUGCUAAGUAAAGCUGCAUGAAUCAUUUCAAAGGUAUUUCUCUUUUUCUUCACUGACUGAAGAGAGGAUUUAGAUCUCUAGCAUAAACCAUGUGUCAACUUCAGAUGCUUAAGGUCAGUCGAGGUAAAUCCCUGUGUGGUUUAGAAAUUGUUGUUUGCAAACAUCCAUGAAGCCAGAGUGGCUAUAGUAUAAACAUCUCUACCUAUGAAGUUUGUAUUCAUUUAUAUUUUUAAAGAGGGAUUAUGGAUUUACAUGUAUAUAGUAAUGUCACAUGCAAACAGAUUCUCAAAAUAUUUUUGUUUAUUGAUAACAUUAAAAUGUAGACUUCUAAAGAAUAUGCCGUGUUGUGUGUGACAGUUUAAGGACAUUUUCAGUAUCUUCUCUAUAUAUUUGUGUAAUAUUCUGAUCAUGAGAGUUUUGAGUAUUUGUUCAGAAAGUUCACACAAUUAAAGAAUAUUAUUAUCUCCAGUUUUAAAUUCACUUUAGCUGGUACUGUUUUUCAGAAAUUCAUUGUGGUGAGCAAGAAACGAUGAUGGAUUCUAAAUAAACAGUUAUUCAACUAUGCUUCUAACAAUUAAAACUAAAAGAAAAUUUCAGAUAUUCAGUCAGGCUGAUUUUGCAGCCAGGGCUUGCUCAUUACUGAGAACUUCUUACACAUAAUGAAGAAGGAAAGAAAUAGGAACCUGGACUCAAGAGAAAUUCUGAGGAGGUGAUACUUGUUUACUAUUGCUGCUGGCGUGAUCGUAUCUUUUAUCUUCUGCUACUGCUUUGCUUUCCAGUAAGGAGUGAUAACGAAGGCUUAUUUUUUAUUUUUAAAGGAUUUACUGCAUACCCUGAAAGAUGUGAGGAUGAAAGAUUUCGGAUAGAACCAGUACAUUAGUCCUGUUAUAAAUGCACUGUUGUCAUUAUCUUAUGUGUAUAAUGAAAUGGAAAUCACAGAAAAUAA
Chroicocephalus ridibundus (black-headed gull) is the source of this 2727-nucleotide messenger RNA. It is a transcript of the gene IMMP2L, whose product is annotated as inner mitochondrial membrane peptidase subunit 2. The coding region runs from base 966 to 1304 and encodes 112 amino acids. Gene Ontology annotation, cellular component: membrane; mitochondrial inner membrane peptidase complex. The record is from RefSeq and is a predicted model, not a curated record. Gene Ontology annotation, molecular function: serine-type endopeptidase activity. The transcript is spliced from 5 exons. NCBI's taxonomy places the organism in Eukaryota, Metazoa, Chordata, Aves, Charadriiformes, Laridae.